AUGCGAUUUGGCUUCAUUGAUAAAGGAAUGGGCAUUCCAAAAGGGGUGGUAUUCGUUGAUUCGGUUUUAGCAAUUCGGGAGAUUGAAGACAUAUUUCUUAAAGAAGUGUUUGAAGCCACUAAGGAACUCGCUUCGCAAAGAGCUUUCCAAGAAGUUGCAGCCUACGAAGAUAUAACUGCUGAAGAUAACCAGGAUAGUACCCCUGGAACGAGCUCAGAAUUUAAAGAAGCUCCACCUUCUGAAUCUUCACCGACUACAGUAAAAAGGCGGCGAAUAGCCACUUCCAGGAAUAUGAAACCGUAAGU
Messenger RNA from Strongylus vulgaris, 305 nucleotides. The record is from the annotation of a GenBank genome assembly. Lineage: Eukaryota; Metazoa; Nematoda; Chromadorea; Rhabditida; Strongylidae.